Gloeophyllum trabeum ATCC 11539 is the source of this 1014-nucleotide messenger RNA. RefSeq names its product NADP+-dependent D-mannitol dehydrogenase. Lineage: Eukaryota; Fungi; Basidiomycota; Agaricomycetes; Gloeophyllales; Gloeophyllaceae. Bases 1 to 1014 code for a protein of 337 amino acids. The transcript has 9 exons. Gene Ontology annotation, molecular function: oxidoreductase activity; zinc ion binding. The record is from RefSeq and is a predicted model, not a curated record.
AUGAAAGCGGUGGUAUACAAGGCGCCCAAGAAAUUCACAAUUCAAAACCAACCUGUUCCCCGUCCCGGAAAGGGUCAGAUAUUGAUUAAAGGAGUAUGCGGCUCCGACCUUCAUAUCCACUCCGGAGACUUUCCUGUACCUUGUCCGCUGAUCCCCGGGCAUGAAGCUACGGGAAUCAUUGAGACUUUAGGCGAGAACGUGACAGGCUUCAAUGUGGGAGACCGCUGUGUGGCAGAGCCAGUGAUACCUUGUUCAAGUUGCUUCUUUUGUCGGCGAGGUAAUAUGGUCAUGUGUGAGGCCUUCGAUUGCCACGGCGUUACUGUUCCCGGAGGCUUUGCCGAAUACAUGGUAGUCGAUGCAAUUCGCGUCUUCAGGAUUCAUGACAUAACUGAUGAAGAAGCCGUCCUGGUCGAGCCGACGUCUUGCGCAUUGCAUGCAAUGGACAGGCUGCGGCCCGGGGACAAGGUCGGUAUUGACGCUCUCGUCAUCGGGGCCGGUCCUUCUGGCCUGGUACUUGCGCAACUUCUCAAGCUCAAUGGUGCGGCAAACGUAGUCAUUGCUGCGCCUGCCGGGCCGAAGAUGGAGAUCGCAAAGCGCCUUGAAGCUGGAGAUCAGUACAUCGAGCUGGAUAGAGACCAUCCGGAGUUGGGGUGGAAAACCCUACAAACGACCUAUAGUCGAGGGUUCAAUGUGGUGAUCGAAGCUACUGGGUCGGAGGGUGUGGCGAACAGGGCCAUGCAGUAUGUGCGGCGCGGUGGUACUUUGCUACUUUACAGUAUUUACGCUCCUGGAGCGCAAGUGCACUGGCCGCCGUCCAAGAUUUUUGGUGACGAGAUCGAAGUCAUCGGCUCUUAUGCGCAAUCACACUGCUUCCCGAGGGCGAUAGAGUAUAUUGAAAGCGGGAAGAUCAAGGUCCGAGGUCUUGUUACCGAUGUUUACAAGUUGGAUGAGUGGGACAAAGUAAUUAAGAAGAUGGGUGGUAGGGACUUCGUCAAAAUUGCAGUCAAGCCUUGA